GCGGAAGUUGCAUAAAAUCCUGAAAUUUCACGUAUAGGGGAUCCAGAGAUAGAUUGGACAAUGUCAGCUUAUACCUGCAUUAGCUGCAGGGUGGCAUUUGCUGACCCUGAAGUGCAAAGGGCCCAUUAUAAAGCUGAUUGGCAUCGUUAUAACUUAAAGCGCAAAGUGGCAGAGCUGCCGCCUGUAACAGCCGAAGAGUUCCAGCAGAGGGUCCUUGCCCAGAGAGCUCAGGUUGCUGGUGAAAGUGAGGAUAAAUCCAAGCACUGUAAUAUAUGCAAUAAACACUUCAGUACAAGUAAUGCCUAUGUUAAUCACAUCAGCUCCAAGAAACAUAAGGAAAUGGAAGCAAGAGAAAAAGCAAAACUACAGAAACAAAUUGAGAAACAGAAAGAAAAGGGCCUUGUAGAGACUGAUGCAAUAGCUGAGAAGAAUGCUAUCAAUAUGGCCAUAAAAGACUCUCUUAGUGCAGCGCAAGGUCAGAGCUCAGGUCAGAGUUCAAGUGCUGGUCAAAGGUCAAGAACAGAUAAUGUUCGAGAAGAAAAAGACAUGGAUGUUGGAGGAUCGGAUGCAGAUUCAGAUGAAUGGGAGGAAGAAAUGCUGGGAUUGGAGGAAUGUUUAUUUUGUUCAUACGUCAGUGCUUCACUUGAGAAUAACAUCAAGCAUAUGACAGAGAGACACAGCUUUUUCAUCCCAGAUGCAGAGUACCUUACAGACCUUGAAGGGUUAAUUGUGUAUUUAGGUGAAAAGGUGGGUGUAGGAAAGGUGUGUUUGUGGUGUAAUGAGAAAGGAAAGAGUUUCUACACAACUAAGUCUGUGCAGAAACAUAUGCUAGAUAAGGGCCACUGUAAGAUACUUCAUGAAGGAGAUGCUGUUUAUGAAUACACAGAUUUCUAUGAUUAUAGUUCAAGUUACCCAGACCAAGUAGAGGGUGAAGAUGCUGAUAUGGAAGUAGAUGUCACCACCGAAGUCCAAGAUGAAGGCUUCAAGCUUGUUCUUCCAUCAGGUGCCUCAGUUGGGCACAGGUCAUUGAUGCGCUACUACAAGCAGAAUCUACCUCCUAGCAGAGCUGUCACUCCAGCAACAUCCAAGUUACUCCUGCAUUACAAAGCUCUGGGCUGGACAGGGGCUAAAGGAGCAGUAGCAGAGAGGCGGGCCAAGGACUUGGGAUACUUACAACGUUCUAAACAGAAACACUUCACACGACUUGGUAUACAGGGUAACAAGACAAUGCAGCACCACUACAGACCCCAAGUCAUAUUCUAGACUCACAUAUAUCACAUUACUAAUGACUAAAGGGAACUUCAUAAGGAAUAAGGAAUUAUUGGUCAAAAUUAAAACAGAGACUGGUGGGCUGGCAUUCAGCUGACGCGUACCCUGGGUGGUGGAUACCUGUGAUGGGAUACUUGGGUGACAUGAGGGGCCUUAAGUGUUCCAAUAUAACGGGGAUCUCCCUGUCAUCAUUUACAUUCAUAUCAAUCACUAUCACAAGAAUAUUAUUACAAGUAAUUGGACAGGUCAAUCAUCUGUAAACCAUGCGGACCAUCAUUUGUUUAGAAGGAAGAUUCUUUUCACAUUUCUGGUUGACAAUGACAAAUAAAAGGACUGUUUAUUUGCAUUUUAUUUUUGAAAACAAAAAUAUCUAUUAUGUAAAUAUCUAUAUAAAAUAUAUGAUAUUUAAAAAAGUAUGUUAUCAAUUAUAUGGUUAUAGUGUUUCCCUCUCCAGAUAACUGAUUGCUCCUAAUGUAGUAUCAGCCAUAGGAGGCGUGAAAUAUUUAAAAUAAAAUGAAUAUGUUGCCCCAACAAAAUUCAACGAUAUUAAAAUAUAUACAAAUUUA
Owenia fusiformis is the source of this 1835-nucleotide messenger RNA. The record is from the annotation of a GenBank genome assembly. NCBI's taxonomy places the organism in Eukaryota, Metazoa, Annelida, Polychaeta, Sabellida, Oweniidae.